Molecule: messenger RNA, 6603 nt
Organism: Platichthys flesus (European flounder)
Lineage: Eukaryota; Metazoa; Chordata; Actinopteri; Pleuronectiformes; Pleuronectidae
Gene: scn4ba
Product: sodium channel, voltage-gated, type IV, beta a
Exons: 5
Coding region: 585-1280 (231 amino acids)
Biological process (GO): regulation of ventricular cardiac muscle cell membrane repolarization; regulation of sodium ion transmembrane transporter activity; cardiac muscle cell action potential involved in contraction
Cellular component (GO): membrane; voltage-gated sodium channel complex
Molecular function (GO): transmembrane transporter binding; sodium channel regulator activity
Source: RefSeq, a predicted model, not a curated record
UAUGUCCCCCCUUUUUGGAGUCGCUUGGCCAGCCUGCUUCCCUGGCCGUUGCCGCUGCUGCCAUUGCCGCUGCUGCUUGAGCAGUGGAGCUGCCUGACACCACGCUGCAUGCUCUCCCUCGCUUUGCUGGAUAAUCACUGAGUCUGCAAGACACUGCAACGGAGGACGGGAAGGGAGGGAGGCAGAGAGGGACAGAGAGAGACUGCACUCUUCAUUCAGCUGCUGCAUUCUCCAGCCCGCCUCUCCCGCUGCUUUCCUGCGCUGCUGCAAGUGCAGUGCUGGGGGUCAACCGGACGGGCUGAGAGCUCCCUGAAGGUCUUCAUCCUCCUCUCUUUAGGAUUCGUCCCUCUGUUCAUUCCGGGGGCAGGGUGCAGAGGAGGAGAGAAGAGGGAGGGACUGGGAGCAGGACUUCAGACUCCUGCCUUCAGCUGCGUGGCUCCAGAGACACAUGAGAGGAACACACAGGCAUAUUUGCGUAGAUUAGACACAGCUCAGUCUUUGGCAGACAGGAAAGGGGGGUGGGGACAGACUGACAAAAAACACACAUUAUAUAAAUACAGAAGGACUGACAGGCAGGGGGUGUCAUGGCGUCAAUGGACCGCACCGGUGUCUCCGGUCGGCUGAGAUCAGGGGAUCUACUUCACGCUGGCCUGGCAGUUGUACUGCUGCUCGGGGUAUGGGGUGUUAGUGGACUGGAGGUAUCGACAGGUAAAGUGUCUUCAAUCGAAGCAAUGAACGGCUCCACGGUUCUGAUUCCCUGCACAUACUCCUCCUGCAUCGGCAUCAAAGACCUCUUCUUCAACUGGCAUUAUAAUGACAACGGAACAAUGCUCAAGUUGUGUGAAGGAGAGAUCCCAAUGGAGGGCGUGGAGCCCAGAGGGGUCAGUGUGUACCAUGAACGUAUUGAGUUUGUCGGCUCCUCGAAGGGCAACAACAUCUCCUUCCUGCUGUGGAACAUCACCUUCGAAGAUCAGGGAGAGUACAUCUGUUUCGCCCGGAACCCGAAAGAAAAGAACCGCAACCACACCGCUAUCUUCACUCUGAUAGUGGUGGACCAACUGAAGGAUCCUGACAGCAGUUUGACCGUCGUCAUCGUCUCUGUGCUGGGGGGAGUCAUUGGCUUAGCUAUCUUCCUCAUGGUGGUCAAGGGCUUGGUUGUUAACUUCCUGCUGGAUGGCGGUGAAAAAAAUAAAGAUUGCCUGGUGAACUCAGGGAACGACAACACAGAAAAUGGACUUUCAGGAGCCAAAGCCGACAACAAAGGGACGCCGAAGGCAUGAGCAUAAAGCAACGUAUGUCUGUAUGUUUGUAUAUAUGUUAGACAAAUGUACACACGCUCAGAGAACAGGCUGUUAUCGGUGGACUGUUUUAUCUUACUAGUGGCUAUAGCUAAUAACAAUAUGUAAAUGUUUAUUUUAAAUCAUGCUUGAGAUUUGGGGGGUGUGAGACGUGCACAGGCGUGGAUCACUCGCUCACUUAUACGGCAGCCCAGUUGUUACACAGAGCCUCGGUUAUCAAAUGCUGCUCAGACUGAAUUAUUCCUGCUGCCAAAUUUAUAUACAUUUGCAAACAUUUAUUAGAAGGAUUUCUUAAAAUAAAUUAUAAAUAAUUUAUUAUGAAAAUAUUUGUGUUACAAAAAACGUAAAUACCUGCAAUAUUACUUUGGAGGAAGAAUUUAGCACAAAUCAGAUUCUAAAUUGCCUUUUUUCUGUUGUUGUUGCUUUUAUUGAUAAAGUUUCUGGAUUUCAGUGACCCCGCAGAAAUACAGUUAGUAAUCUUAGUUGACCGUAUGUUUGAUUAUCCAUUUGGAAUUCAUGGUGUCAGUGUAAUCCACAACUCUGAGUGAAAUCAGGACCCAAUCUCACCUCUACAGUAAACCAAACAACAGCAUAAAAAGGAAAAGAAAAAUUAACAAACAAACAAGCAAACAGACAAACAAACAGUUUUGUCUAUGAACCUAUUUUUUCAUAGACAAAUUUUUUAACAGCUGGUUUUCCUGCCGGGUCCAGGUCUGACACCCUGCCAGGUUGUGCUUGGUUCAUCAAUGCUGAAUCUGCAGAUUUUGAUUAACUCCUGUCUACAACUGGGCUUUCUGAAGUGACUUAAAGGAUCCAGUCCUGCACUGGUUUUCAUUGUUUCGCUUUAGAUGAAACACAGGUGCCUGUUCUGCUUCUGCUCCCUCUGCUGGCGGGAGGUUAAAAACCCCAAAAAAUGUAUAAAAAAAACUAACACAUCCCGCAUCAGAGACAAUCCCCAGACCUGCCCAGCUCCCUAUAGAAAGGAAUGAACUUAAUCAUGCUGCUUCUGUCUAAUAACCAAUACAUGUUUAGCAUGUGUGCAUUUUAUAUAACGUCAUAUAAGUACAUGUUGUCUCGUACCACAGGACAGGAACAUUUCUGUGCAUCGCUGUAGGGUCUCAUUUAACCCUUCACAUCAACUGACUGAAGCUGAGUAAAUACCAGACGAGCACCCUCCCUCCAAACACUGCGACAGCUAUUCUCACCCCUUUAACCAGGUCAGGGUGAUGACCCGUCUUUUAGGGUCAGGACCUGCAGGUAUAUGUGGGAAAAGAAGGGUGAAAAAGACAAUUUAAACUUAUUGAAAUCCUACAAACUUGUUUAGUAUCACUAAAUUGAAGAAGUUUAAGACGUUGGCACUUUGUUCGAUGGCAGAUCAGCAGUAUAUACUGUGAGUGGGAAGAGCAACAUGCGUGCGCAGUUCUCCGGAUACCAAUUCACCUUUACACUUUCAAGCACUUUUAAGUAGCAAGAAAGGGACUCAAUAGAUUCCAUACCUCCGCCAAGGCCCAACAUUCCUCUUAAUUCACUAGAUCCGCAUUUGUUUUAUGUCUCAUUACCAAAUCAUGCAAACUCCUAAGUAUCAGUCCCCAAAUCAUGUCAGAGAUCCAAGAAUUGUUCAAUGAGAAAUCAAUGAAAAUGUUGGAAAACUAUUCCUGGAUCUGCUCCCUAAUCUGAGCCACAAUUCAAUUGAUUCUUUCUCUAACUCAUACUGCACAAUUCCACAAAAUGUUGUGGUAAUCCAUCCGGGAGUAUUUUGCAUAAUCCUGUCAACUAUCAAACAAAGUCAGACAGAAACAUUACCUCCUAUAGGUGGUAACUAAAGUUGUAGUGAAAAUUAAUUCCUGGAUCUGCCCCCUGAUCCUGAUCCGGCACCAAACUUUAAGGGUUCCUCCCUGACCCAUCCUUCCACUGAGUUUCAUGGUGAUGCAUCCGCCAGUUUUUUGCAUUUUCCUGCUAAAUAACAAAUGCAGAUGAAAACGUAACCUACUUGGCGGAGGUAAGGUAGCAUGUGUAAAGUUUUAAUGAUGAAACCUCUCAUCCAAUUGGAAGUCAACAUUAACGAAGUGCGAAGUUGCUCAUUGGAAACUCGAACCUCUCUUUGCGACCCUCAGUAAUAGAGCUAGCUUCUGUGGAGCUGGCAGACAAGUGCCGUCACAGCCGCGCGCAUAGCUCAGAUAGCUAUGACAGCUGAGAGCUGCUCACAGACUCACAUACUAAAGAUACACUUUGAUACCAGGGUGCGGUACACUGGCCUUGCAUAUAGACGAAACAACACUUUACCACUGAUCAGAGUGGCUGCACCAAACAGGAUAUUAUGGGAAAGACUUCAUUCAUCGUUUCUUUGUGAAUUCACGUUUUGUCGAAUGGUUUUAGCACUGACUGUCUUCAUGUUUUCUCAUUGGAACAGAGCUCUGAGGCAAAGAUUUGAUCUUAUUUUUCUAAUCGCUCCCUCACUUCUGUUAGCCUGCUGCUCUCUGACCCUGCAGUGCAUUUCCCUUCUUGCUUUCAAAUGGCAGCAAGAGGACGACAGACAGACCGAUUAUGCAAUAAACUGUUUUAAGGCACUUUACAGAUGUGUCUGGACCGGUUGCGAUCGCAACUCCGUCUGUCCGAGGCACUGUUCAUACGUAGCUUCACUCCACUAAUGUAUCUCAGUCAGACUAAUGUAUUGACAUUAGGUUCAUGUAUCUACAUUAGACAGAUUUAACUGCAUUGGAUCAAUCGAGAUAGAUCCCUUUUACACUUGGCCUGAAAUUCCCUGCGUAGAUGGAAUAUCUCUCAAGAUGAGCUCGGAGCUUCAGGCCACAUUAUGAAGCCACGUCUGAUCUCUCUGUUCGAUUGAGGAAAGCUCUACAGCAGAUUUCUGAUAUCCCAAGUCAUUAAUGUUGUGUUCCUCCUAAUCUGGAAAACAUGGUACGACCUGAGGUAUGGAAAAUUAUCAUGAAAGUUGUAUCUAGAGAGAAUUCCGAUAUAGUGUGGUUAAACCAAACCUCAUCACAUUACAGCCUGUAUACGGUGCUGUGUCGUAAGAAUCCAGUUCCAACUAAUUUGACGUGAGAUGUAAUUAGAUCUCUUUCAAAAUACAGAUGCCAUGACAAACAACACAUUUGGAAUGGGGUCGAAAUUUGGUUUGAUACCUCCACUGGAAUUGUAAUGCUGAGUAUAAAUGGGAUCAAGGCUGAUCUAUGUCCACAGACCCAAACUUGCUUCCUCAUCCCACCAUCUGUGUGUGCAUAUCCCUCCAUAGUGUUCCUGUGGGAAAACAACGACUACACUGUUGUUUUCUCUUGAUGUAACUUGCCAUCCUCCAUAACUCGAUCCUUGCCAAACAAAUAGGUGGAUUCAUGUAGGGAUCGUGAUGCAUUGCCUGUGUAUUUGUGGCCACAUUUCUAGUGCUUGCUUUGUUUUUCUGUGAUCACUAACCAGAUUUUUUUGUUCCCUGGAGUGUAGCCAUUAACCCUGCCUCUCGGUUUCAGGAAAUUUAUUCUCUGCCGUUAUGGAGUUAUUUAUUUUCCUGACGUGAGUGAAAAGCAUCGACAUCGAUAUUGGCCCAGUAAACUAGACGCAGGCAUGUGGGAAGGCUGUAGGGACGAUGGUCUGUUUCAAUGAAGGCCAGGUACAGCAUGUAUGCGGCAAACAGGAUAAUACGAUUUCAUGUAUGAAUGCAGACAGUGUAGAUCUACUGGAGCUGUGAAGCUGCUGCCUUCAUCACGACAUGAAUUUGUACUGGCUCAUUUUCUCUCUAUCACAUUCUGACCUGUAUGUAUUUCGCCAAGAAACAUCCUUACGUGGGUUGAUGUCGGCUUAACAACUGCUCGCAGUGUUUGCUGCCGUACUGACUCUGCCAUGACUGGAGUGGGACGCUCCUCUGCAGUGGUGCGGUACGCCACAGUCAAUACAACGUGACUGCCACCUGGUGGUCCAUGCCUAACACAUCAGACAAGCUUGGGCAGAAGCUGAUGAGACAAACAAACAGGCGCUUCUUGCAUUUGAAUUCAGACCAUGAAAAGAAAUAACUGUGUCCAGUAAAGCUAGAAUUAUAAUUUAAAGUGUUAAGAUCAUUCUAACAGCUGAGACAAUUUAUGAGCAUUAAAUAGAAUUGAAGUGUUGCUAAUUGCUUUACAUAAUGCCACUAGUUAGAUUGCUAAAAAAUAUACAUUACUUACAUAAUGGGGUGUUCUAUCUACGUUUAAUACGGGGGACUCAUUCUGUUCAAGUUUACACUUAAUCUUUUUGGAGAAGGAUAUACAAAAUUUGUACAACUUGGAUUCUUUCUCAAAUUGCUCCCAGUUGACUCCUUCAUUGAGCAUUAAAAUAGUUACAGAUAGUCUCAGUGUAACUGACUGACCGCUGUGGUAUUGCUCUUACUGCCAGGGCGGCUGAAACUCAUACUGCCAGUCCAAGAGUCUCACGUCUGCUGUUGUUAUGACACUAUUUACAAUGACACACAAUGACUCCAUUUGUACACCAGAAAACACAGAUAGUAUCACGGUCUCCCGCCCGUAUCCACGGUACUCUCAGUGCUAGAUCCUAGGUGAUAUCGCUCUGGCACUACCAAUGUGUUUCUAGCGGCUGAAACUCACACUGCCAAGCCAUGAGUCUGACGUCUGCUCUCCGCUUCCCACAUUCCACUCGGAUCAGAUGAUCAAACCACGGAUCUAAUGUUGGUUUAAUGCAGGAAAGAAAAGACAUUAAUUUUACUACAAUCCCAGUGUAAGGGGAUGAUAGAUAAAGGAGAUGAAUGUGGGCGCCAUAUGUUCCUAUUUAGGCACAAAUACAAUCGUUUCCAUUGUAGGAAUUUUGAGAUAGCAAACAAAAUCAUAAAAAGUAAUUAUUGUUAGCAUAUUGUGACAUAGUGUGUGUCAGUGUUUGAUCACGUGUCUAGUAAACUGCCUUCCGUAACUCUUAUAGACCACGGCUAUAGCUAGAGAUUUAAAUUAUAAGCACAGGCUGACGCUCACUGCAGUCCUGUAUUUUGAACUAUUUCAACAAUAUUUUUUACACUUUAAGUCAAUACAAAUUCUAUCAAUGUUACAUCUAAUCUAACUAAUCCACUGACGCGACAGAAAUGAAGACACUUUACAGUGUGUCAAAGCUCUUGCAGCAAGUUCCACACACACACAAACAAACACACUCACGGUCAGCAAUUUUGCCACCCCAGGUUUCCUGAAUCUACUUUUCUGUGAUGUUCAGCUGUUUGUCUGUGUUUAUGACCAUGUUGCUCAUGCUCCCCUCAUGACUAGGCACCACAAACUCUUGUUAAAAAAAUACAUCCUGAAAAUAAAAACGCUGAUAGAAAUUC